CCCGAUAGCAGACACGCGCCGCAAUAUAAGCGGGUGGCGACGGGCGGCCUCUUCAGUCCGAAGAACUCCACGAUGACCGCCCUGCUGCUGCUGGCACUUCUCGCCAUGGCUGGCCACGCCUCCACGCAGACCCACGCAGGCUGUUCGGUGGACGUAAACAAAUCCAAGAUGCCCUACCCUCAGCCGCUGCUGCUGAAGCCCGGCGGAAGCAAAGACGUGCACGGCUUCGUGACGCCGGACUCCUCGGGGAAAAUAUUGCUCAGAAAGAACGAGCAGAUCAUCGUCGCGUGUCCCGACAGCGUCAUCGAGAUCAGGAAACAGCGGCUGGCGACAGCCACCUGCUUCUCCGGCACCACCUUCACCAUCGGCGGUAUGGCCUACAACUUCAGUGAUCUCGGAUGCAGGUCCCAGCCGAUGCCAUCGGAGAGGAAUCCGGAAAGAUCGUGCGGCAGCAGAAGUCAGUAUCAGGAGAUCCAGCUGGGCUUCCAGGUCGGCCCCGACUUCUACACGCUCAUCGACGCCUGCUUCGACACUCGCUCCUACAGAACAGUGUACGACCACUUCACGAUGGUCCGCGAAAUACGGGGCAGCCAGACCCGUUUCCCCAGACCAAAAAAGUGGUUGAAUGGCAGGUUCUUCGGCACUAUUGACAUGGACAAACAGUACGAAAGAGCCACGCAGAUCGUGACGUUCGGCAAACUGCUGGGGGACCCUAAGCUGGGGUCCGAGUACGUUUCUCGAAACACCGACUACUUCCUUUCCAAAGGACACCUCGCUGCUAAAUCUGAUUUCUCUCUCGGCGCGCAGGAGUACGCCACGUUCUUCUACAUGAACGCUGCGCCGCAGUGGCAAACAUUCAACGGUGGCAACUGGAACACCAUGGAGGGAGAUGUACGUUCCUAUGCUGCAACAAACCGCGUCAAGCUGGAAAUAUACACGGGUACGCACGGCAUCACAACGCUGCCCAACGUGAACAAAGUCGAGACGGAUUUAUAUCUUUAUACUAAAGGCAGAAACUACAUCCCAGUACCGAAGCUCUUCUGGAAGAUUGUGUAUAGAGAGGAUACUAAGAGAGCUGUUGUGUUCCUGGGUGUAAACAAUCCGUACAUUGAGAGGCCUGGAUCUGACUACUACAUCUGCAAAGACGUGUGCUCCAGGAUCAGCUGGAUAACCUGGACGGCCAAUGAUCGGAGGGACAAAAAAAAGGGUUACUCGUACUGCUGCGAGUAUGCGGACUUCAAGAACGCUGUGGCCGACGCACCCACCGUCAACGUUACCUCUCUCCUUACUUAACAGUCUCAACCGAAAAGCAGCUCGAAUUAUCUUCAGAAAUCGCAAGGAAGCCACAGCAAACGAAAACCGUAUUGGGAACUUCUGCGGGAUCGAGCAAGGAAUGUAAAUACAUCUGUAAUUCUUUAUUUCCUUUAGUUCACAGUUCUUCAACUUUUUUGAUAUUCAUAUUUCAUUUGCAGCUUCUUUGUGCCUUCUUUGCACAUUUAAGUCUAAAGUUAAGAGAUGAUGGUGGCGUUUGGUUUACACAUUCCGAGUCUCUGUCUGAAAGUUACAGUAAAUCUAUCCAGUACAAGCAAUUUCAUUACAUUUCUGAAAUAUUUAUUUUACAGUAAGUACGAUUAUUAGGUGACAACAUGGGCAUUCUAGAAAUUAUGCAGCCAUCAUAUAUGGAACAUAAUUAAUUUCACACUUUCAUACGAUUUUACGUCAUAGGCGUAUAAUUACAGGACAAGUGUAGAGUGGAAAAAGAUAAUGAAUGUAAAUAACAACAAAAUCCAAUGUAACAUAUUUCCUGACCUAAAUAUAAUCUGUAUGUAUGCAUUUCUGAAAAAUAAAAGAAAAAUCCACUGACGAUGCCAUAA
Schistocerca serialis cubense is the source of this 1874-nucleotide messenger RNA. RefSeq lists its product as uncharacterized. Gene Ontology annotation, molecular function: nucleic acid binding; metal ion binding; single-stranded DNA endonuclease activity. Bases 73 to 1293 code for a protein of 406 amino acids. Lineage: Eukaryota; Metazoa; Arthropoda; Insecta; Orthoptera; Acrididae. Gene Ontology annotation, cellular component: mitochondrial inner membrane; nucleus. The transcript is spliced from 2 exons. The record is from RefSeq and is a predicted model, not a curated record. Gene Ontology annotation, biological process: apoptotic DNA fragmentation.